UGAGCGGUGGAGUAAGCCCCAUGUGGCCACGCUGUCUCUGCACAGCCUGAUGGAGCUGAAGACCUGCAUCCAGACGGGCAGCGUGCUGCUGGACCUGGAGGCCGCCACGCUGCCGCAGGUCGUGGAGCUCAUCACUGACUCCCAGAUCGCGGCCGGCCGGCUGCGGGCCGACCUGAAGGAGCAGGUGACCUUCACGCUGCUGCGGCGCCACCGCCACCAGACCAAGAAGUCCAACCUGCGCUCACUGGCCGACAUCGGCAAGAGCGUCUCCAGCGCCAGCCGGCUGUUCAGCGGCCCGGAGAACGGCAGCCCGACCACCGCCCACAGAAACCUGACCUCCAACAGCCUGAGCGACUUCUCCGACAAGCCGGAGAAGGACCAGCUGAAGAACAAGUUCAUGAAGAAGUUGCCUCGUGACGCCGAGGCGUCCAACGUGCUGGUGGGCGAGGUGGACUUCCUGGACGCGCCCUUCGUGGCGUUCGUGCGCCUGCAGCACGCCGUGAUGCUGGGCGCCCUGACCGAGGUGCCGGUGCCCACCAGGUUCCUCUUCGUCCUGCUGGGUCCUAAAGGCAAAGCCAAGUCGUACCACGAGAUCGGCCGCUCCAUCGCCACCUUGAUGUCGGAUGAGGUGUUCCACGACAUCGCCUACAAGGCCAAGGACCGGCAGGACCUGCUGGCCGGCAUCGAGGAGUUCCUGGACGAGGUCAUCGUGCUGCCGCCCGGCGAGUGGGACCCCAACAUCCGCAUCGAGCCGCCCAAGUCGCUGCCCUCCUCGGACAAGAGGAAGAACCUGUACGCCGGCCUGGAGGGGCCUCAGGUGAACGGCGACGCCCCCCACGACGGAGACGGAGGCGGCCACGAGGUGGGGGAGGAGCUGCAGCACACCAGGAGGUUCUGUGGAGGCCUCAUCCUGGACAUCAAGAGGAAGAUUCCCUUCUUUGCCAGCGACUUCUACGACGCGCUGCACAUCCAGCUGCUGUCGGCCAUCUUGUUCAUCUACCUGGCCACGGUCACCAACGCCAUCACCUUCGGCGGUCUGCUGGGCGACGCCACGGAGAACAUGCAGGGCGUGUUGGAGAGCUUCCUGGGCACGGCGCUGACCGGCUCUGUGUUCUGCCUGCUGGCCGGUCAGCCACUCACCAUCCUCAGCAGCACCGGGCCGGUGCUGGUGUUCGAGAGACUCCUGUUCAGCUUCAGCAAAGACAACGGGCUGGACUACCUGGAGUUCCGGCUGUGGAUCGGCUUGUGGGCCGCCGGGUUCUGCCUGGUGCUGGUCGCCACGGACGCCAGCUUCCUGGUGCAGUACUUCACGCGCUUCACGGAGGAGGGCUUCUCCGCCCUCAUCAGCUUCAUCUUCAUCUACGACGCAUUCAAGAAGAUGACGAAACUCGCCCAGCGCCACCCCAUCAACGCCGGUUACCACGACGACCAGGCCACGCUCUACGGCUGCAGCUGCACGCCGGGAAACUCCUCCGACCUCGUCUUCGACGUCUCCGCCUGGACGAACCACACGGAUCUGUCUCUGAACGCCACCUGGGAGUCGCUGACCAAGCAGCAGUGCCGGCGUUACGGCGGCGAGCUGGUGGGCGGGGCCUGCGGCUACGUGCCCGACAUCACGCUGAUGUCCUUCAUCUUGUUCUUCGGGACCUACACCUGCUCCACGGCGCUCAAGGCCUUCAAGACCAGCCGCUUCUUCCCCACCACGGUGAGGAAGCUGCUCAGCGACUUCGCCAUCAUCCUCGCCAUCCUGAUCUUCUGCGGCGUGGACGCCUUCGUGGGCGUCGACACGCCGAAGCUCAUCGUGCCGAGUGAAUUCAAGCCCACCAGUCCUCUGCGGGGCUGGUUCAUCCCUCCGUUCGGGGGGAACCCCUGGUGGGUGUACCUGGCGGCCGCGCUGCCCGCCCUGCUGGUCACCAUCCUCAUCUUCAUGGACCAGCAGAUCACCGCCGUCAUCGUCAACCGGAAGGAGCACAAACUCAGGAAAGGGGCUGGCUAUCACCUGGACCUGUUCCUGGUGGCCGUGCUGAUGGUGCUGUGCUCCUUCCUGGGCCUGCCGUGGUACGUGGCGGCCACCGUCAUCUCCAUCGCCCACCUCGACUCCCUGAAGAUGGAGACGCAGACGUCGGCCCCCGGCGAGCAGCCGCGCUUCCUGGGCGUCAGGGAGCAACGCGUCACGGGGAUCUGCGUGUUCCUCCUGACGGGCCUCUCCGUCUUCAUGGCGCCGAUCCUCAAGUUCAUCCCCAUGCCCGUGCUCUACGGCGUGUUCCUCUACAUGGGCGUGGCCUCCCUCAACGGCGUCCAGUUGAUGGACCGGCUGCAGCUGCUCCUGAUGCCCGCCAAGCACCAGCCGGACCUCCUGUACCUGCGGCACGUCCCCCAGCGGCGCGUCCACCUGUUCACUUUCAUCCAGGCGCUGUGUGUGGCCGCCCUGUGGGUCCUGAAGUCCACCGUGGCGGCCAUCGUCUUCCCCGUCAUGGUCCUGGCGCUGGUGGCGGUGCGCAAGGCGAUGGACUUCCUGUUCUCGCAGCACGACCUGGGCUACCUGGACGACGUCAUCCCGGAGAAAGACAAGAAGAAGAAGGAGGACGAGAAGAAGAAGAAGGGCAAGAAGAAGGGAAGCGUCGACAGCGAGAUCGAAUUCUGCGACUACCCGUACAGCGACGGCGUGCCCACGGUAAAGAUCUCCAUGGACGCGCUGCAGCGAGAUCCAACCCAGACGUUCCUUGACCCACAGUCGUCGUGCUGAGAACUACUUUGAGUCUCCCACGGUGGCCGAGUGAGUACGACUGUCUUAAUCGAGGUCCGUGUACAAAAGGUUGGCCUCUGAUUCGGGGCCUCUGAUUCGAGGCCUCUGAUUCGGGGCCUCUGAUUCGAGGCCUCUGAUUCGGGCCCCCGGGGGCCCCGACGACGCUCUCCUCUGGAGGAAGAGCUCCCAAACGGAUCUGUGAACCAAAGAAGAAGAUUCUUGUUUGAACAGUGUUUUUAUUGUUGUAUUCUUCCUCCCUGUGUUGUUCUAAUCUGAAGAGGCUUUAUCCGAGUUCUAUUGUUAACUCACGAGUUCCUGCAGGAAACAAAAUGGCCACUUGAGGUCACGCAGCUUUUACGGGACACUAAUAUCUUCUGAACGAGUCGUAAGCGCCCAGAUACAGCCGUCAUGUCAUUAAAGAGGUUUUUCUCGUGUAAUUAUUAUUAUUUUUGUAAUGGAUUUAUUCCAAAUGACACCAAAUCAAAACCUUUUUAACGUUUUUAAAUCAGAACUCCUGGAAUCCAAAGAGUAAAAACAUGGCGGAGGAGGCGGAGUCUUUUCCUUUGCAGCCAACAGAAAGGGCCCAGAAGGUCUCCGACAGGCAGUGGGUAUUUAUGGGCAUAUGCAUCAUUUAUUCAGGGCUGCGUAUUCAUAAGACACACCCAAGAGGUCGUGGAAGAAGACCACGUCGGGGUCAGUGGGAAGUGAAUGGUUCCAUGCAGCCCCCCCCCCCCCCCCUUCAUCUUUCUAUAUUUAUUAUAUUUAAACCCUCGGCAGAUGGAUUUGCUGCCUGAAUCUAAAGUCUGGUUUCCAUAUAACUUCCUCAUGUGUGCACAUCUGAAGACAUUGUUUCUGGAUCCACUCGGCUGGUUUCUCCCUGUUUGGGGUAUAGAUGUAGCUCUACCUCGCAUAUUUCUGUUUGUGCCAGGCAAAAUAUAUAUAUUAAUAUAAAUAUUAUAUACAUUUAUAUGUAUUAAUAUUAUAUAAAUUUUUAUAUAUAUAAUAUAUUAAUGAUAUAUAUUUAUAUUCAGAUUAUAUAUGAAUCAUAUAUAUAAUAUUUGUAUAUAUUAAUUACAUUUAUAUAUAUUAAUAUUAUAUACAUAUUUAUUAAUAUAGAGAUUAUAUAUGUAUAUAUAUUAUAUAAAUGUGUGUAUAGAUAGCAUUUUUAUAUAUAUAAAUGUAUGUGUAUAUAUACAUUUAUAUAAUAUAAAUGUAUACAAUAUAUAUAUAAUUUGUAUUUAAAUAUUAUAUAUAAUUUGUGGGUGUAUAUAUAUAUAUAAAUGAUAUAUAAUUUGUGUAUAUAUAUAUAUAAUGAAUUAAUCUGAUCUGUUGGGCCAUUAUUUGUGAUCAAACAUUGAUUUUAUUGUUUUCCCCUGCAGAGGAUCUCUGACUCUCUAAGGUCCUUUUUGCUCUGUGACACUUAAGAUAUUAUAUUUUUAUUUGACAAAUGAUUUAGGUAUGAUUUUUUUUUUUCUUCCAUUUUUCAAAGGGUACUAUUAGCAGAAUGAUAUUGUGUCCUCGUGACCGCCUGCAUCGUCCUCACACACUUGACUGAACUCGGAGCCUAUUGAAAUUAAAGUUCCUUUUUGAAAAUGUGA
Molecule: messenger RNA, 4344 nt
Organism: Pseudoliparis swirei
Lineage: Eukaryota; Metazoa; Chordata; Actinopteri; Perciformes; Liparidae
Product: electrogenic sodium bicarbonate cotransporter 1-like
Exons: 22
Coding region: 50-2746 (898 amino acids)
Biological process (GO): regulation of intracellular pH; monoatomic anion transport; transmembrane transport
Cellular component (GO): basolateral plasma membrane; plasma membrane
Molecular function (GO): solute:inorganic anion antiporter activity; monoatomic anion transmembrane transporter activity; sodium:bicarbonate symporter activity
Source: RefSeq, a predicted model, not a curated record